AUGAAUAGAUCAGAUUUACAACAAUUUGCAGCAUCAUCUUCAUCUCAUUUUCGUAACCGUUUUCCAAAAUCAUUUUCUCUUCGUAAGAAAGUACCAUGGUGGUACCAAAUACUUCAUCCACGUUCAAAGUUCAUUGCACAAUGGAACCUUACAUUCCUCUAUGCAUGUCUAUUUGCUCUUUUUUUGGAUCCUCUUUAUUUCUAUAUUCCGAUUACCGGAGACAAAGCUUGUAUGCAGACGGAUUUGGUUCUCGGUGUGGUUGUCACGUUCUUGCGUACCGUGGCUGAUCUAUUCUUCUUGUUUCAUGUGGUUCUUAAGUUUCGUACCGCGUUCAAUUCUCCUACCUCUCAUGUUUAUGGUCGGAAAGAACUUAUUAGUGAUCCGACUGAGAUUGCCCGGAGAUAUCUCAAGCAUGAUUUUGUUAUUGAUCUUCUCGCCACCCUUCCUUUACCUCAGAUCGUUAUUUGGUUUAUAGUUCCGGCUACAAAAAAUUCAACGGCAGCUCAUGUAAACCACACAUUGUCGCUAAUCGUUCUCAUUCAGUACAUUCCUAGAUUGUUUCAGAUUUUUCCUUUACAACGCCGAAUCUUGAAGACUAGCGGGCUUAUAGCAAAAACUGCUUUGGCAGGAGCAUUAUACAAUCUCGGUUUCUACAUGCUCGCCAGCCAUGUUUUAGGAGCAACAUGGUAUGUGACUUCUAUUCAAAGACAAUAUGAAUGUUGGAGAAUAAUGUGCAAGAAGGAAAUGAAUAGAACACAUUCUCCUACUUGUAAUCCUGAUUUUCUUGAUUGUACUUCUCUUACUAACCAAGCAAGACAAGCUUGGUUUCGACGAACUCGAGUCCUAACUAAUUGUGAUGCACUCAAUGAUAAAAACAUAUUUCAGUUUGGAAUGUUUGCUGAUGCUUUUACUGAUCAUGUUUCUUCCUCAAAAUUCAUACAAAAAUAUUUUUACUGCCUUUGGUGGGGUUUGAAAAAUCUAAGUUCCUAUGGACAAAACAUUCAAACUAGUACUUAUAGUGGUGAAACAUUAUUUUGUAGUUUCAUUUGCAUAGCAGGACUUAUUCUGUUUGCACAUCUCAUUGGUAACAUGCAGAAUUAUCUGCAAUCUUCGACCGCAAGACUUGAAGAGUGGAGACUUAGGCAAAAAGAUACAGAAGAAUGGAUGAAUCAUCGUCAACUUCCUCCAGAACUGCAGGAACGCGUUCGUCGCUUUGUUCAGUACAAAUGGCUUGCCACUAGAGGUGUUGACGAAGAAGCCAUUUUGAAAUCCUUGCCUGUUGACCUUCGCCGCCAGAUUCAAAGGCAUCUCUGUCUUGAUAUUGUUCGCCGAGUACCUUUUUUCGGGCAAAUGGAUGAUCAACUUCUAGAUGCUAUAUGCGAACGGCUAGUUUCAUCAUUGAACACGAAAGACUCAUAUAUAGUUAGAGAAGGUGAUCCAGUUAGAGAGAUGCUUUUUAUCAUCAGAGGAAGUAUAGAAAGUUCUACAACAGAUGGUGGUAGAACAGGAUUCUACAAUUCAAUCACACUAAAACCGGGCGAUUUUUGUGGCGAAGAAUUGCUAACAUGGGCUUUAAUGCCAGCAUCUAGUCUUAGCCUUCCAUCUUCUACAAGAACUGUAAAGUCAAUAACUGAAGUUGAAGCAUUUGCACUUAGAGCAGAAGAUCUCAAAUUUGUGUCGAGCCAAUUUAAGCGCCUUCAUAGCAAGAAACUUCAACAUGCUUUCAGAUACUAUUCUCAUCAGUGGAGAGCUUGGGGGGCUUCUUUUAUACAAGCGGCGUGGAGGCGUCACCGCAAGCGACAAUUGGCAAUGGAGUUGUUGGAAAAAGAGAACUUGCUUUAUGAUGAGAGUGGUGGAGGAGAAAGUUCCAUGGGAAUGGAAGAGGAUAGUGCUAGCCAUGGACAAAAUUUUGGGGCUACAUUUUUGGCUUCAAAAUUUGCUGCUAACACUAGGAAAGGAGCAGUUAAAAAGGUUGCAAUAAUUCCUGAUAGUAGCAGUUUGAAGAUGCCUAAGAUGUUUAAGCCAACAGAGCCUGAUUUCUCAACAUUUCACGAAGAUUAA
Molecule: messenger RNA, 2061 nt
Organism: Trifolium pratense (red clover)
Lineage: Eukaryota; Viridiplantae; Streptophyta; Magnoliopsida; Fabales; Fabaceae
Product: probable cyclic nucleotide-gated ion channel 16
Exons: 6
Coding region: 1-2061 (686 amino acids)
Biological process (GO): monoatomic ion transport; transmembrane transport
Cellular component (GO): membrane
Molecular function (GO): monoatomic ion channel activity
Source: RefSeq, a predicted model, not a curated record